AUGUCUUCACCCGAACACUACCCUGGUUAUAUUGUGAAUGAACUCGACGGCUCCUGGACACGCAGGUUCCUAAAAAAAGCGGAAGACCUCAAACCAGAAGAACUUGAGGAUUUAAAGGUCAAGGUGGAUCUUGAACGUUCAGGCAAAGGGUUACAGGCCUAUUGGGAGGGUGUGAUCCAUAAACGGAAGAAG
Messenger RNA from Ambispora leptoticha, 192 nucleotides. The record is from the annotation of a GenBank genome assembly. Lineage: Eukaryota; Fungi; Glomeromycota; Glomeromycetes; Archaeosporales; Ambisporaceae.